CGUUCAACAAGUUCAAGUAACUAGUGCAGCAAACUAACUUUUUGUAACAAUUUCUUCCCGGAGACACUCUCAUAUCCCAAAAACCUUAUCAGCAUGUCCUUCGCACAGUUCUUUGUUGCCUGCUGCCUGGCCGUUAUCCUGCUGGCUGUGGCCAAUACACAGGCAGCGAACCAGGCUCCUCCGCUUUGCCAGGUCGGCAUUGUCGACGAGAUGCCCCAGCACAUCAGGAAGGUCUGCCAGGCUCUGGAGAAUUCGGAUCAAUUGAGUUCGGCCCUAAAAUCUUACAUCAACAACGAGGCUUCAGCUCUUGUGGCCAACUCUGAUGACCUUCUGAAGAAUUACAACAAGCGUACAGACGUCGAUCAUGUCUUUUUGCGAUUCGGCAAACGGCGUUAAGGAUAUGCUUCCUGAUGGAUCCCUUGCUAAAUGAUUUCACGGACGAACCCACGACACAGGACCUUGAUCAACGAGCGGCGAAAAGCGUUUUUGUUCACCAAGCACAACCCAAUUCUGGCGUCUUCAGCAUAAUUAUGUAAAUCUAAUCAAUGGAAACUCAGAACUAUACUCAAUUGGAAGCUCUCUAGUUCAUUAAAUAGCAAAUCGAUGUGUCCAAUGUUUCUAUAAAAAUUCACACACAAUUGUACAUAUUCAAAGACCCCCGAAAUGUACUAACAAAACUUGAUUUAAAUAUUUGUGUUUUUUAAUGUUAUACAAACACAGCAAAGUAAAUAAUGUAAAUGUAUUGGUAAAUUCAAAAAUAUCUCAAAUAUAUUUCCCUAGCAUGAAGCAUUAUUAUAAAAUAUCCAAAAAAUAUGUUCAAGUUUAUAAAAUUACUUCCGAUUAAAUUUUUAAUAAAGACAAACUUUUCCUCUCAAUAAGUGAAUGCAUGGCAAAA
Drosophila bipectinata is the source of this 895-nucleotide messenger RNA. RefSeq names its product neuropeptide receptor myosuppressin (gene Ms). NCBI's taxonomy places the organism in Eukaryota, Metazoa, Arthropoda, Insecta, Diptera, Drosophilidae. The record is from RefSeq and is a predicted model, not a curated record.